Molecule: messenger RNA, 315 nt
Organism: Fusarium odoratissimum NRRL 54006
Lineage: Eukaryota; Fungi; Ascomycota; Sordariomycetes; Hypocreales; Nectriaceae
Exons: 2
Coding region: 1-315 (104 amino acids)
Source: RefSeq, a predicted model, not a curated record
AUGCCGAACAUAUUGAUUGCAUGGAUCAAGGGCACAACACCGGACAAGCCAGUCGCCACAAACAUCAAUGUUCGGAAGAGGCGAUAUUCUGGGCCUUGGAACUUGGGAUGCAAUAUGACGAAUAUGGCACGUGACGGCUGUCAACAUGAAGAUGGAAAAAGGAGUGAAAUCGGCGCCAGUGACCCCGGAGUAUCUGCUGGCAAGGUACUGCUGGCCGAGCAAGGAGAAAACGGCCGGAAUGAGGUGGGAAUAGAUGUUGACCGACUCAUUGUGGAUAUACAACAAACUGUACAACGAAGCUUGAAACGAGCCUGA